GGAAAGACGCCGGGGCGGCCUGGGGAAGAAGGUGAUGGAGCCGCGCCCGGGGCCCGAGCCUGAGCCCGAGCUCCAGGGCGCGGGGGUGCCGCGGUCCGCCUGCCCCUUCUUGACCUGGAGUGCCGAGGAGGCGGCGAAGUGGGUGGCACACCUCGGCUUCCCCCAGUACGAGGAAUGCUUCAGGGCCAACGGGAUCACCGGCCGCCGCCUCGUCCUCGCCAACUGCUCCAACCUGCCCGCCAUGGGCGUCACGGACUUCGGCCACAUGCAGGAAAUUUCACGACAUGUGCGAGAGUUGCUGGGGAUUGAGGAGCCUCUCUUCAGCAGAUCCAUUGCCCUCCCAUACAGAGACAACAUGGGUCUCUUCCUAGAGAGAAAGUCCCGAACAGGAAAGAAAGCAGAUGCCCUCACUUUCACAGAGUUUAUCGAAAAAGCAGGACUGGAGCCCUAUACUACAGUUUUUCCUUUGCCACAGUCCCAGACCACAGUGGAAGCAGAUACAGUGCCUUCUUUGGAAGGAUCCCAGACUGGGGUAGAAGCAGAUGCUCUCCCUGUCUCGCAAGACACCCGAAGGCAGAAUUAGAGACUCAGGCUGCACUUCCACCUUGUAAGAAGCCCAGCAGCAACAGCAGACUAGACCCUUAUUACCUUGCAGAUUGUCCAAGGAGGUACAGUUCCACCUUUUCCCAAUUAUAGAAAAGGCCACUGCAGCUCUUAGACGUUUGAUUAGACCAAACACAUCCCCACAUUGUCUCUUUCCUGCAAUCCUUCAUUUGCUUACAGGAACCAAGUGAAGCAGAAGCUCUAGGUCAGACCACUGUCUGUCUUUCACUUCUGCUUCACAGUUGAUUAAAAAGACCAAAAAACAAUCAUAUGCAUAUUUUAACCACAAGUGAUUGAUGACAACUUGCCAGAUGCUCAAGUGAAUAGAUUUCUCCCAGUCUUUAGUGCUGGCAGAGUGGGCUCACUUUUAAGCCCGGGUGUAAGAUAAAUGGCACAUAAAAUAACAGGCGUAACAGGUGUGGCUACAGCUGCUGUCAGCCAUCAUAAUUAAGUGAGGGGCCUCGUUGCAAUGUGCACAACUAAUCCCUGGCCUCCCCACAGAAAUUAUUUCCUGUGAGGUGAAACCAGGCAGGCAGUGUCUUAUCAUGGUAAACAGUACUAAAACACGAUAGAUGGUGGCAAGAAGCAUGAGGGAAUACUGUAAGCUGAACCAGAGAAUUUAGGGAAUUAAGCUUCCUUUUUCCUGGGUGGAUUUGGACAGAUUAACCAGUUACUUCCUUUUUCCUUGAAGGAUAUAUCACAUAGUCUGUGGUGGUGAGGGCGGAGUGCAUUAUUACCAGCAAGGAAGUAGAAGUAAGUGCUGAUUAAAGCCUGGCUCAACAGAAAGAGUGCUCCUGACUAAAUCAUUAGUAUGUUGCCAGGAUUCAAUACCUUUAUUGAGAUCCCCCAUUGGGAUUAAAAAAAUAAAAGGAUAAAAAAAGGCUGGGCCUGAUCCUGUUUAGUUUGUUACACCAAAGCAGUAGUCACUACAAAAUAUAUAUAAUUUUUUCUGUAAUUCAGUUUUCUUUUGAAGCUGCAACAGAAACACAGUGAAACUGAAGUAGUUCAUAGACCAAGAAGACUAUGUAAUAAGCAAAUUCAGAAAAAAAAGAGAAAAGCUCAGGCAGCCAGGGGUAAGUGGGUUUGUUGAACAGUCUAGAGAAUGAAACGU
Messenger RNA from Neopelma chrysocephalum (saffron-crested tyrant-manakin), 1714 nucleotides. It is a transcript of the gene SAMD15, whose product is annotated as sterile alpha motif domain containing 15. The record is from RefSeq and is a predicted model, not a curated record. Bases 35 to 583 code for a protein of 182 amino acids. The transcript is spliced from 3 exons. Lineage: Eukaryota; Metazoa; Chordata; Aves; Passeriformes; Pipridae. Gene Ontology annotation, molecular function: protein binding.